This is a messenger RNA of Cooperia oncophora, 279 nucleotides long. The record is from the annotation of a GenBank genome assembly. Lineage: Eukaryota; Metazoa; Nematoda; Chromadorea; Rhabditida; Trichostrongylidae.
AUGCCUUUCGAACCGAAGAAGAUUACUGUAGAAAGCUAUAUGUAUUUGCGACGACAGAUCCCAUAUAAUGAGAUCGGUGGACAAACUCUGGUGUUGAACGUUUUCGACUUUGAUCGAUUCGGAAAACACGAUCAGAUUGGUCAAAUUUCCAUUCCACUUGGAAAAAUCGACCUCGCCACAACUAUUGAGAAAACCGUACCCAUUGAAAGCCCUCCGGCAGAAUCGACGACGGAGAAGUAUGCCUUGCCUUGCGUUUACGUUCUCCCUAACAAGAACUAA